GUUUCAGAGUUAAGAGACGGAACGGCAACUGAAGUUUAUCUCUGUUUCCUCGUCAACAAAGAGGGACACUUUCCUUCUGGUUCUGGACUUUUAUUCGACGCCAUCGCACGGGAAGAACAGUUCAAAUCCAAGGCGUUGUCGUCCACGGUGUUUGCAUUGUGAAAGGUUCGUAACUCUUUCCUCCCACAUCGUCUCUCCAUCAGGACAUGGAGCACGGAGGAGGUCCGUCUGACUCUCAGUGAUUCCCUCAGAACUUCAGGACUCCAUCGAACCCCGGGGAUUGGAUUAACUAAAUGUGAAGCAGCGUCCGGUGGAAAGCGAGCAUGGAUAUCUUCCCCCGGCCCAGCGGAGAGAUCCAGAGGAGGAACCCCCAGCACGACUUCGAGCUCAUCCAGAAGGUGGGCAGCGGCACGUAUGGAGACGUAUACAAGGCGCGAAACCUUCAAACUGGGGAGCUGGCUGCAGUGAAGAUCAUAAAGCUGGAACCAGGGGACGACUUUUCCAUCAUUCAGCAGGAAAUCUUCAUGGUGAAGGAAUGCAUGCACCACAAUAUUGUGGCCUACUUCGGCAGCUACCUCUGUCGAGAGAAGCUGUGGAUCUGCAUGGAGUACUGCGGCGGAGGAUCUCUGCAGGACAUCUAUCACGUGACGGGACCUCUGUCGGAGAUGCAGAUAGCGUACGUCUCCAGAGAGAUCAUACAGGGUUUGGGAUAUCUGCACACCAAGGGCAAGAUGCACCGUGACAUCAAGGGUGCCAACAUACUUCUCACAGACAACGGGGAUGUGAAGUUAGCCGACUUUGGAGUCGCCGCCAAAAUAACCGCCACCAUCGCCAAGAGGAAGUCCUUCAUCGGAACGCCUUACUGGAUGGCUCCUGAAGUGGCCGCGGUGGAGAAGAACGGCGGCUACAACCAGCUGUGUGACAUCUGGGCUGUCGGCAUCACGGCCAUCGAGCUGGCCGAGCUGCAGCCGCCCAUGUUCGACCUGCACCCCAUGAGGGUUUUGUUUCUGAUGUCCAAGAGCAGCUUCCAGCCUCCGAAGCUAAAAGACAAAAACAAGUGGUCCACUGCCUUCCAUAACUUUGUCAAAGUGUCUCUGACGAAGAACCCGAAGAAGAGACCCACUGCAGAGAAGCUGCUAUCGCAUGUGUACGUGGCUCAGACGGGUUUGACCCGGCGGCUCGCUGUGGAUCUCCUCGACAAGAUGAACAACCCCGACAACCACCAGCACUACAGCGAGGUGGACGACGACUACCUGGAGCCCAUCUCUGCAGUCAGACACACGAUCCGCUCCACCAACAAACAGGCCCGAGCUGAGAGGACGCGCUCAGAGAUCGACUUCGAUAAGCUCCAGUUCGAGCCCCCGCUCCGGAAAGAGACCGAGGCUCAUUCUGAAAUGGACGUGAGCAAGGAGAACGACUUCUCGUCCCCCUGGAGUCCGUUUGCAGACGGAGGAAUAACGAGCAGGAGUCUUCUCAAAAGCGUUGAGGACGAGUUGUUCCAACGGGGACACAUCGCUCACCUGCAGGACCCCUGUGAAGAAGUGGAGCUGUCCACUCUGAAGCCCGGGGUUCCUCCUCCUCUGCCCCCCAAGCCGAGGUUAAACAGCUCGUCUGAGGAGCUGGGUCUGAAUGACGAGUGCUUCCUGACGGUGCAGAGGUUCCUCAAGUCUGAGAACGGACCAACCCAGGUGUCCCGCAUCCAGAGCACACCUGAGCACCUGGGCAACAAGCUGGAGCACUCGCCUCCAGACUUCCUGUCCGUCAGCGUCAGCAGCCCCGGCCUCCUGUCGCACGCCUCCGACCCCGCUCUCAGUAAGCGUGUGUGUAAAGAUAAUGACUCGGAUGACAGCCUGAACGGAGAAGGAAGCAAGCAGCCGCCCAACAGGCAGCAGCGCAAGGAGAAGAAGGAGUUCCCUAAACCAGCCAUCAACGGUCUUCCUCCCACGCCUAAGGUCCUGAUGGGAGCGUGUUUCUCCAAAGUGUUCGACGGUUGUCCUCUGAAGAUUAACUGUGCCACGUCAUGGAUUCAUCCGGACACUAAAGAUCAAUACCUCAUCUUUGGGACGGAGGACGGCAUCUACACGCUGAAUCUGAACGAGCUGCACGAAGCCACAAUGGAGCAGCUGUUCCCGAGGAAAUGCACAUGGCUGUACGUCAUCAACAACGACCUGAUGUCUCUGUCAGGGAAAACCUUCCAGCUGUAUUCCCAUAACCUCAUCGGGCUUUUCGAGCAGCUGAAGAAGCCCGGCCUCGCCGCUCAGUUCCAGACGCACCGCUUCCCCGACAGAAUCCUGCCCAGGAGGUUCGCCCUGACGACCAAGAUCCCCGACACAAAGGGCUGCCACAAGUGCUGCAUCGUGAGGAACCCGUACACCGGCCAUAAGUACCUGUGUGGGGCGCUGCAGUCGGGCAUCGUGCUGCUGCAGUGGUACGAGCCCAUGCAGAGGUUCAUGCUCAUCAAGCACUUUGACUUCCCCCUGCCCACCCCCCUGAAGGUGUUUGAGAUGCUGGUGGUCCCGGAGCAUGAGUAUCCUCUGGUGUGCGUGGCCAUCAGUCAGGGCAGCGAGCCGGGCCAGGUGGUCCGCUUCGAGACCAUCAACCUGAACUCCUGCUCCUCCUGGUUCACCGAGAUGGGAGCAACUCAUCAGCAGGUGGAUGCCAUCCAUGUGACGCAGCUGGAGAGAGACACGGUGCUGGUGUGUUUGGACCAAAACCUGAAGAUCGUGAACCUCCAGGGCCGUCUGAAGUCCAACAAGAAGCUGGCGUCUGAGCUCAGCUUCGACUUCUGCAUCGGGUCUGUGGUGUGCCUUCAAGACAGCGUGCUGGCCUUCUGGAAACACGGCAUGCAGGGGAAGAGCUUCAAGUCUAACGAGGUGACCCAGGAGAUCUGUGAUCCGAGCCGAGUUUUCCGCCUGCUCGGGUCUGACAGGGUGGUGGUCCUGCAGAGCCGCCCCACAGACAACCACACCUCCCUGAGCAACCUGUACAUCCUGGCGGGACACGAGAACAGUUACUGAGAGGAGCUCUGACUUCUUGUGAGGAGGAGGAGAAGGAGGAGGAGGAGCGUCGUGUUACCGAGUGGAUUCAUCCGCAGCCUUACCCCCCCAGCAGGAGACACCCCCCCCCAGACUGAAGGUGUCUCCAGGUGUUACUAGCCCUCACAGUGCCAUUUACUCACAGCAAAGUGUGAUUGUAUUAGCAGAGCGCAGCGGGAGAGUCUCUGUUACCGUGUCAUAAUCAAAGCCUAGGUUCACUCAAACUAACGGAUUAAACACAAACCCAGGUGCAUUGUGGGUAGUUUGAGCGGUAUUUAUUAACCUGAUGUUAUAGGUUUGUUUGAGGAUUAACUGCCUAGUGUUCCUGAGAGGUUAUUCUCCGCUUUGUAAUAUAUCCCGCAGCGUUUUUAGAAGUUACAUACCGUGUACAUUAUUCCUCCUCUUUUAUAGACCCUCCUCAUUAUUUGCACCAUGUAAGCACUUUUGUACAUUUUUUUAUUUAAAAUUAAAUGACAAAAUGAGGGACGAUGCUCGGUCUUUGUUAACAUCUCUGCAUUCCCUUUCGCUCGAUGUUUAAUGUAUGCUGUUUUUUGUAAUAAAAAAAGCUGUUAACAACA
Eleginops maclovinus (Patagonian blennie) is the source of this 3613-nucleotide messenger RNA. RefSeq names its product mitogen-activated protein kinase kinase kinase kinase 5 (gene map4k5). Gene Ontology annotation, cellular component: cytoplasm. Gene Ontology annotation, biological process: intracellular signal transduction; protein phosphorylation. The transcript is spliced from 35 exons. Lineage: Eukaryota; Metazoa; Chordata; Actinopteri; Perciformes; Eleginopidae. Gene Ontology annotation, molecular function: MAP kinase kinase kinase kinase activity; ATP binding. Bases 324 to 3017 code for a protein of 897 amino acids. The record is from RefSeq and is a predicted model, not a curated record.